AUAACAUGAACCUGGAAAUAUACGAUUAGGUGUGAGUUAGUUAAUUUUUAAACGAUAUGAUAUGCAGACAACACAUCUGGCAUAACACAAGUAAUUGACAAUUAAAUUAAAAAGACAAACUUCUUGUCAAACAUAUCUCAUCCUAAGCUAACGGGUUAGGUAAUGGAGUGUAACAGCAUGGAGGUUUUUGUUUCCCAAAAACUAGGGCUGCAACUCGGGCGUGUUGAGUGUGUUAGAUAGUCAACUCAGGUCUAACCAAAAGUACAAAAACUCCAACUUUAACCCGAGCUACUCAACUCGAGUAUUGUCCGCUUGGAUUCAGGUUGGACUUGGGGCUGAAUUCGAGUUGAGAUGUUGAAAAGCCAAUUGAUUUUGAUUCAAUAAAUCUAUAAGAAUAAUUCAUCAAUAAGCUCAAAGAACACCCAUCUAAAAAAUGAACAACCUCAAAGCUAGAAGCUACUGGUAGUAGUUGGAGCCAAGAGAAUGGGAGUCGUUGGAGCCAAAAGAAGAGAUGAGAUCCAGGCAUCCAGCAUUUUGGAGAUCCAGCCGAUGUCUAGGCGAGAACCAGGUGAUGUCCUCUGAUCUUUUCAAAGACGAUGAUUUGUGGUCGACUUCUCCAGAUUUGUGGUUGACUUCUCCAGAGCUGGCGUGGACUGGUGGAGAGGAGAUGAAGAAGGAGAUAACAGGUGAAGGAGAAGGGAAGAAGAUGGAGAGACUGUGAAGAAGAAGAAUGAGAGACCAAGAAGAGAAGGAAGAGAGACGGUGGGAGCAGUAUUAUUAGAACCGGACCAAACUGGCCGAUCGAGCCGACUGAACUGGGAUCUAAAAUGAUCCGGUUCUUUAGUUAAACUGCCUAAGCAAUCGAAUCGAUGCAAAACCAGAAAAUUGGCUAAUUUUUUCCAAGAUAGAUGAAUUGAAGAUUCCUAAAACCGGCUGGUUCAAAACAAUACCAGUCCAUUUGUCUUCGUCUUCGUCUUCUUUGGCUGGUUCAAAAAUAUUUUAGCUCUUUCAUUUUCGUUUUCUUCAUCUCUAAUGUUUCCAGAUCUAACUCGAACAAUGGCCACACAACAGAUCUAGAACUCCUUCUCAGCCAUUGAUCUCCCCCUAAGCUUUGUUAGCAUUUUUCUCCUCUUUCACUCUCUCUCU
This is a messenger RNA of Ilex paraguariensis (yerba mate), 1146 nucleotides long. The record is from the annotation of a GenBank genome assembly. NCBI's taxonomy places the organism in Eukaryota, Viridiplantae, Streptophyta, Magnoliopsida, Aquifoliales, Aquifoliaceae.